CGGCAACUGCAAACGCCGCCAAGGCCUGGCACGUCCGCAAGGUUGAUCGCCGCAACAACGUACGACUCCACCUCUGACGCCUGGACCUUCACAUUGGAAACGCACCACUCAUUCACUCAAGCUUUUCUUCGUCGCUGUGCCAAUACGCAAGGUCUUUGUAUCAUCGUCCCGGCGACGUGACAUUGCCGUGUUUCGGCGACAGUGAGCUCCACUCCAAUUCUCCCAUGGCAAGAUCCCCGAUCGGAUAGUUGUCGCCAUUGAUGGCACGCCAGUCGGUACCGUCCCUCAACCUGCCGCCCUCCUACACCUCCAUUUCUUCUCCCAGUGCAGGAUCCUCCGUACGCACUCCCAUGGCGACCUCGGCGCGGGUGUCGAGUGCCUCAAACAAUACAUUUGUGAUGUCGGGUUCUCCUGUAAAGAGUAGCAAGCGGCGGACAGGCUCUCCAUAUAAACCAAAGAUCAUUACAACUGUUGGUCAGCGCCCGGCGUGCCUCAUAAACGCAUCAGUGACAUAUGUCGGAAAAGACUUGAUAUACGCGUUCGGCGGCUUCGAUCGAGUGACGGACGAGGUCUACAAUCAUGUUUUGAAAUUGAAUCUCACCGCACGGCAAUGGAGCCUGGUGGACAACUAUGGAGAUAUACCAGGAGUGAGGAUGGGCCAUACCGCUUGUCUCUGGCAGGGCGAUAAACUUUUAGUCUUCGGAGGCGAGAAUGAGCAUCGCACUCAUCUGUCAGAAGUCGUCAUAUUUGACAUCAAUACUGCUCACUGGACGCAACCCGAAAUCACCGGGCCCAUGCCGCGUGGCCGGGCCAGACACGCAGCCGUGAUCCACGAUGAUAAAUUGUUCAUUUGCGGUGGGCUGAGCGGGACCGACAACAAUGCAGUGCUUGAUGACAUCUGCUUUCUCGACCUGAAGACAUGGACCUGGAGCCGAACAUGGCGGUUUGUCCCCCGCUACGACCACUCCAGUUGGGUAUGGGGCGGUAAGAUCUGGGUGAGUGGUGGGAUGAAUGAUGAGACUGAAAGAACAAGUGAGAUGUGGUGGCUGGACUUCAGAGGCUCGCCUCUGUUUGAAGGUGAACCAAUUUACGGUGUCGAGGACGCCAGGUCACUCAGCGAUCGUUUCUCAAGCUUCCAGCAUUCGACGCCGCCAGCAUCGAUCUUUGGAUCCGGGCACUACGCUGCCAAUACGAGCAGCGUCCAAUCAAAUUCCGCAACUCAAAUCCAAAGAGCACCGCCCAUCGCUCCCGGAGCAAUCAGCAGUGUGAAGUUCAUAUCCUCUCCAAACCUUCCUAUGCAAAAUGUGGGCACUCAUUUCCACGUGUUCAGUUCGGGCUGCAUGCUAGAUUUCGUAACCGCCUCAACAAAUAUUCCCCUGGAAACCUCCCUCUCCGCACUCGAUCUGGACUCACUCCGCUGGCAAAAGCUUGCAGAUGGCAAAGAUUUGUUCAGUCCUGAUUACAGAUGGCAUUACUGUUGUCUCGAUGCCGACGGUACCCACGCAUGGCUUCUCGGCUGUCCUCGUGAAGGCCAUGGUCUUGCUAAUGGUGAUUCGGAGGAGUAUCUGAGCGAUGUUCUACCCAUCGAUUUGCGUAAAUUCGGAUUGCUCGGCAACAAGAUGAGCGCAGAGGCGCGGAUCGAGGCGAAGAUGCCCACUUCAGACAGCCAUACGUCGUCACACCUUUCAGCGAUCGGAGCAGAUCUUGGCAGAACGUUCAAUCAGCCUCCCGAGACAGGCUCUGGUACCGAUUUCACCGUUACUGCGCUACGAGAUGAGAAUUGCGAUUCGGAAUCGGGUUCGGACGAAGAUCCAUCCUCGCCCAAUUACCCUAGCUCGGUAUCGGAGCCGAACCCGCACACGUCACAACCUAUACAUGUGCACAGAUUAAUACUCAGCGCACGUUGGCCACAUUUUGCUCGUCUUUACAGUGCUCAAAUGUCUGAAUUCCACACACGACGCAUGUAUAUUCCUGAGCCCUACUCAGCAGUGCGCGCUUUCCUAUAUUAUCUUUACACGGAUUCAAUAUCAAGCUCCUCGGCAGAGGACAGCACCAUACCUGGCCCAACUUUGGAAGAUGUCGCAAACAUGUUAGUUAUGAGCAACCUCUACGACAUGCCUCGUCUUCGCCAGCUAUGCGUGAAUCGUCUGCAGCGAGAUAUAGAUGUCCAACAUGCAGCUCUCAUUUUCGAUCGGGCGAGUACUGCACAGGAGGACUGGCUCAAACGACGUGCAGCUAGCUUCUGCAUGACACAUUUCGGCAGAGUUGUGAGAACAGAGGGCUAUUCACGCCUGAAGAAAUCUGCCAUGAUCGAGCUGAGCAGAGGUGUGGACGUCGAAGGUCGCAUUGUCGGUGGUGACGAACUUGAAGUACUGGGCGGCCUGGGCGGAGCCAGGAUCGGGAGUGGAAUAGGUCUUCCUUGGGGUAAUGGACGGAAAAGAGGACGACUUGGGAGCAUGAGUGGCACGACAAUGGACGGUGAUAUGGACGACACUGAAGCAGAUAUGGAUGGAAGCGACGAAGGCAUGGAACUAUCAUGAUUAGGGCUUAUGAUUACUUGUAUAUUUUUGGAGUUUCGACGCAAACGGCGAGGUGUAGGCCUGGCGCCUUGGGCAAUCUUCUGGGAAUGGAAUGUGAUGGCAAUAUGCUAUAUGCGUCGAAAGCUUUGCUCGUACAUACCGAUGAUCAUCUGUGACGGUUCACCACCAUGGCUGUAAGUACAUCGAGUCAUACCUUGGUUACCUCAGCAGAACUCCUCCCUAUACAUCUACUUCUCUCGGGCAAUCUCUGGCGAGUCUGCUCGGCUUCGGUGCGCAUGUCUUGGUAUAUGCACCAGCGGCGUGGACCGCAACUCAGGGCUGCGAUGGCUCGGUGGAAUCCGUAAAAUGGU
This is a messenger RNA of Dissoconium aciculare CBS 342.82, 2890 nucleotides long. RefSeq lists its product as uncharacterized. The transcript has a single exon. The coding region runs from base 261 to 2540 and encodes 759 amino acids. The record is from RefSeq and is a predicted model, not a curated record. Gene Ontology annotation, molecular function: protein binding. NCBI's taxonomy places the organism in Eukaryota, Fungi, Ascomycota, Dothideomycetes, Mycosphaerellales, Dissoconiaceae.